Molecule: messenger RNA, 1420 nt
Organism: Leptopilina heterotoma
Lineage: Eukaryota; Metazoa; Arthropoda; Insecta; Hymenoptera; Figitidae
Exons: 2
Coding region: 378-1418 (346 amino acids)
Molecular function (GO): nucleic acid binding; zinc ion binding
Source: RefSeq, a predicted model, not a curated record
GGGCCGGAGGUUUUGGGUUUCGUUUUGUGCGGUGGUUCCAGCGUCCAAUGGGUGAAGCGGUUUAGGAGUUCGUCUGUUGGAUCUUCGAGGGAGCGUCGCGAGAGGAAGCCGGCCGGCAUCAUUAUCAUAUUAGUUUUUGUCAUGAGAGUUGAUACAAGUUGAAUCAAAGUAAUAUUCGCGUCAAUUGAUAAUUAAUUGCCUUUUAGUCAAAAUCGUUAAGUUCCAAGUGUAAAUACCGAUUAAUAAAUUUAGAGUAUUAGUUAAUUACAAGUUUAAUUAUUAUUAUUUGUUGUGUUUUGUGUCGUCUCAUUAUUGCUGCCGUCGUUUGAUUUUGAUUUGUUCGAGCCAAGUUUAAUUCUUCAAGGAUCAUCGUUAUCAUGGGCGAUAUGUGGCGCAGCAAACUCCCUUCAGGCUCUGGUCAGGCAUCAGGAGGUGCCAUUAGACGGGUGGUGAGAAGCCAUGAGGUUUCUAGUUCCUCGGAGUCCGAUGUGUCCUUGCCUCCAGCUGGUGUUCGUUCUGUGGGUCGCGGAAUUUCUUUCGCCUGGCAGGAUGAGGAGCAAGCUUGUGCAGCUCGCCCCGGCACAGGUGUGGAUCGUGGAGUUUGUUCAGCGGAAAGUCGUGAGUUUUUGGAGAGCCAGUACGCUGUUGAGGAAUUGGACUCAAUCGUGAUGGACCAGGAGGAUGAUCCUGUUUUGGUCAACGAGGGAGUUAAGAAACAUAAGGCUUGUGGUCGUGAGGAACCAGAGGUUCAGGUCCGACCACGGGAGCCAAAUGUAAUGGUGGUUCCUCGUCCAGCGGACCGAUUCAGGGAGGAGGCUAGGCUCGCACGGCCUGUGUUGACUGUGGGACGGAUUUUCUGUCGUUUGGACCGCAUCCCGACGGAUCCGGAGUUGGAUCCUCCUAUGGGGGCAUGCUUCAAUUGCUGGAGUAUGUCCCAUAAGUUGGCUUAUUGUCCGGAGUCAAUCGACAUUUUCUGCCGAAAUUGUGGCCGAUAUGGGGUCACUAUGGAGGUUUGCCCACGCUGUGCACGAGCCUACCGCUUGUGGAUGAAGCGUUCGGGGUCAGCGAUGUCGUUGGAGAAAUCUGACCAAUCGGAGUCAGGAAGAAGAGAUCAGGGGACUAGGGGCGGCAAUAAGGGAGCCGUCUUUCAUAAAAAAGUGGCCUCGGUGGUCGUACAGGCUGAGGUUGAUGGAUCGGGGCAACUUGCUUCAGUUCCGAUGGCUGAAAGGUUGCCAUUGGAUGGCUCAGCGGCUGAGCUAUUGGCUGAUGUGGUGGUUCCGGAUCCAGUGCCUUCGGCCACUGGGUUAAUGGACGAUUUAAGGUUGCUGGAGGCAUCUUUGGUUGGCCUCCCGCAGGAAUUGGCGAUUGCGGCUCGCACUGCCUUUUGGCAGGAUCGUCAACGAAGAGGUUUCCCAUAGAA